Messenger RNA from Ailuropoda melanoleuca (giant panda), 6691 nucleotides. It is a transcript of the gene UBE3D, whose product is annotated as ubiquitin protein ligase E3D. NCBI's taxonomy places the organism in Eukaryota, Metazoa, Chordata, Mammalia, Carnivora, Ursidae. Gene Ontology annotation, biological process: protein autoubiquitination; protein polyubiquitination; proteasome-mediated ubiquitin-dependent protein catabolic process. The transcript is spliced from 10 exons. The record is from RefSeq and is a predicted model, not a curated record. Gene Ontology annotation, cellular component: nucleus; ubiquitin ligase complex; cytosol. Bases 108 to 1277 code for a protein of 389 amino acids. Gene Ontology annotation, molecular function: ubiquitin protein ligase activity; ubiquitin conjugating enzyme binding; cyclin binding.
GGCCCGGAGGCCCGCCCCGCCGCCGCCGCCGUCGCCAGCGCCGCACAUGCCGCCGCUUCUGGCUGCGGUGGCCCCGGUUCGCCUGAACGUGCGGCGGGGCGCCGGCCAUGGCGGCUGCUGCGGCGGGGACGCGCGUGUUCCUGGAGGUGCGGAGACGGCUGCAGAGCGCGCUGCUGAUCCUGGGGGAGCCUAAAGAAGGAGGUGUGCCUGUGGAUAUUUCUAUAGCGCCAUGCUCACUCCGGGUGAAGACCCCGGAAGGCUGCACAGAGCUCCGGCUUCCAGCAGAGGUCAGCCUCGUGCCUUCCUCCUGCCGCGGGCUGCAGUACGUCCCCGGAGAUGGACUGCACCUGCGUCUGCAGGUGCGGGCAGAAUCCGACGCCAAACUGAUUUCAAUGUUUAAUCAAAGCUCACAAGCCCACGGAUGUUGCACAUUUUAUUGCCAGUCCUGCGGUGAAGUCGUAAUAAGGGACAGAAAGCUCGUCAGGGUGCUCCCAUUGCCGAGUGAGAACUGGGGAGCUCUGGUUGAAGAAUGGUGUUGUCAUCCUGACCCCUUUGCUAAUAAGCCACUUCAUCCGCAAGAGAAUGACUGUUUUAUUGGAGACUCUUUCUUCUUGGUGAAUUUAAGAAGUGAUUUAUGGCAGCCAAGACCUGAAUCAGCCCCAGUGGAGACACACUGUCCUUCUUCUGAGAACCAUUUUAAAUUGAAACCAAAGGCAAAUACCAAAGUAAUUUGUAAGCGUUGCAAGGUGAUGUUGGGAGAGACCAUGUCAUCAGAAACCACCAAGUUUUAUAUGACGGAGAUAAUUAUUCAGCCAUCUGAAAGAAAUUUUUCCAUCAUACCAAGGUCUCAGUUUGUACAGAAUGUUGUCGCCCAGUGUCUGGUGGAACUCUCCGCUGCUAGAAGCACUUUUAGAUUCACUAUUCAAGGUCAUGAUGGCAAAGCAUACAUCUUGCUGUGGCUUUUAAACUCAGACAGCUUGGUGAUUGAAUCUUUGGGAAGUUCCAAAAGUAUCACAAAGUUCCCCCUAUUGGAAGAUACCUUGAAGGAAGAUUCCAGUUCUGCCUGGAAUGCUGUCAAGGUCCUCUACCAGCCAUGCAUCAAAAACAGGAAUGAAAAGCUUUCCAGUGCUUGGGAAAGUGACAUCAGCAUCCAUUCUCUAACCCUGCCUUCUGCAACCUGCCUGGAGCUGCUGCUGAUAUUAUCAAGGAAUAAUGCAACGCUGCCUCCAUCCCUUCGCUCUAUGAAUUCCUUUCAGGGUCCCCGGCUUGUCCUCUGACCCCCAGCAUUCCACAGGUUGAAGCUCAUGCCCUAGUCCAGACCUUCAAGGGUGAGCAGAGUCCUCUAGGAAACUCUUUCUUUAGCCCUGGCUUACCAGGGCGUUUCAGAAUUUCUUCCUGCCUCACAGGAUUCGGUUAUUCUCCUGACCAUUCAACUAUGUAUUUUAGGUUUAAAAAAUAUUUAUUCAUCAUUUUUAGUUUUUUAUACUGAGAGCUGCUUCUGACCUCAAGUCUACCAUAUUGGAAGAAAGAGAGUUAGAUUUUUUUUUUUUCUAAAAGAGAAUGUAAGUUUCAAAUUUUAUGCGGUAACUUCAGAAGUUUAACUUAUAGGUCAACUCAGUUUUCUAGAUCGCAAUCAUGAGCAGAGAAAUAUAUUAAAAAGAAGCAGUAACUACCAUUUUGGGUUUCUUAAUAGUGUAAAGGGCUCUAUGCUAAGUGCUUUGCAGGGAUGAUCUCAUUUAAUCCAUCACCAUUAUUCUAUAGGAUAGAUACUGUCAUUCCCAUAGUAAAGAUGAGGACACUGAAGGUUCAGGUGAUUUGCCCAAGGUCACACAACUAAUAGGUAAUUUAUAAUAUUGACCUUGGGUCAUCAAGAAAAGGUUAAAUUAUGCUUGAUGAAAUCUUUUUAGGCUUGGUGCAUUGCUAUUUUGAAAGACAGCAAAAUGUAAUAUAUCGUAAAUUUCCAUUUAAAUUGUGUUGUUGCAGAUCAGCAUGCUGUUAUCGUAUUAAAAAGAUAACCAUAUCAGAGAAAUACUGAAAGCAGUUCACCUUGCCUUCCUUACUCCUUUGCCUCCUCUAAGAAAAAUUACUCUUAAAAUACCUCCCAAGGAUUUUUUUUCUGGCUAUCAAAUCCCAAAACACAUUUGUCAGCUUGGAUGAGAAGAGAAACUUUGGCCAAGGACGUGAGAGAUUAAUUGCUAGAUGUGGAUACCUUUUGUUCCAUAAUUCAUCCCAAAGCACUUCUCUCUCAACUUCAGCCAACCGUUUGGUAUUUAGUUCUAGUGUUAAUAUAUACUUCCCUCUAUGGAAGUGUUUCUUAGAAAUUUAAAUGUUUUCCAGUUGAACGUUACUGUUAUGAAUCAGACUUGGAAAAUGUGGAAAAUUCCUUAGUACAAUAAUUUCAUGUGGUAGUGUUUGAAGUACUGUUUUCUCAGGUAGUGAGUGUUUUCAGUGAACCUUCUUUUUCAUGUGUGACACUGUUUCCUGUCUGCCAGUUAGGGGAGAAAUAUUGAGACAACAAUGUCUGUGUGUUUUUCUCAAGCAACUUUUCAUUCCCCUAAAGUAACCAGUCUCUGUCAGUCCAGGAAAAUCAAAAAAGAUUUCUGGUAAGACACUCUGCCCAAAUUCAAAAGUAGGCAGUUUCCCUGGAGUUCUGAUUCCCUCUGUGCCAGGCUAGUUCCAGAGACCCAUGCAUCCUUAUGAUCGCCCUCCCAGAUCUGCUACUUCUAAGGCCAGGCACUAAAAACAGAGCCACCCUUCUGGAACUUACCAACCCACCCCUCCCCUGACUUGCAUCCCAGGAAGCCUGCUUUGUCCUUGUGGGGUGGCCCCCUUCCCUCACCUCUGGAAGCUCCAGCCUCAAGGAGGGGUGAGGGAGGCCAGUAUUCAAACUCACUGGGGUCUUUCUGCCUUUCCUCUGCAUGGGGGAAAGGGAAGGAGAGUGAAAACUCUUGCAGUCAUUUGCAAAGGAAUCUGUAGCAGCAAAGAUGGUACGCUAGUUUAUGUCUCAUUAAGUCAUCCUAUUACACCAAACCUUAUGUUUCCACAGCACUGUAAUUAUCUAAGCUAAACUAGGAACCUAUUCUGGAAAAUGGUUUGGUUUUCUUUUCAACUUUUUCAUCGAGUAAAUUCAGGUAUGUUUCUUAGUACCUCUUGCCAUCAUUUUCUCAUUUGUAAAGUGACUUUAAGAACCUUGUAUCUUCACCAUAAAUCGUGCAUAUAAGUAGCCUAGAAUGCUCAGAUUUGUGAAGGGUUCCUGUGACAGUAAGAUCAGGACAUCAAGGUCUUUUGCUUGCUCUUUCUUUUUACUUCCCUAGGAGAAGGACCAAUGAGUAUCGUGCUUUCAGGGAUUAAAAGAUGCCACAAAGGCAGAUACAAAACUUGCCAAAACAAAGCAGUUAACUUCCUCUCCUCCUGCCUUUGGUGCUGCCAUUUGCACCAAGCCUGCCCUCCUUGCUUUCUUCCCUGUUGAGCUUCUGUAAUCUCUCAGGAGAAAGAGGACAUUCAUUUCCUUAUGAGAAUUGGAAAGUUCUCCAUGUGAAAUGUCAUUUUCGACAUCCUUUAGAAAAGGAGGCUCACGCAGGAUUUUUGAGGCAGAAGCUUAGCCUUUCCUUUGUUCUCCGCGUGGCCCCACAUACUCCUUCUCUACAGUCAGCCUUAAUCUGCAGAUUCAGUCUGUAGAAACCGGCUUUUAGUAAGCAGUGUCUGACUUCUAAUGAGAUGCUGCAAGUGCCGGAAGUGGGGUAGAUAAACUCAAAGGUUCCUUCUAAAGUGUAAUAAUCUAAAACUAAAUAAAGUUGGCCUCACGGGGUCUGGCUGAACACGCCCAGGCAUUACGUGAAUUGUUGCUGCAUCCAGAAGGGAGUGUACCUUCCGCUGACUUUCUUCAAGCAGCAGAUGGGACCUUGAUAAAUGUACUUUCCUUAUACUGAAGAUCAAGUCCAUUGUAUUUGUUGCUACUUAAAAGUUGUACUUGGAAUGUGUGUACUUAAAAGUUGUACUUGGAAUGUGUGUAGAUGUAGUUUGUAGUCAUUUUCUUAUAAGAGUACCAUUAAAUACAUCAGAUUUGUAUCUGCCUUCACCACCAGCACUGAAUUUAUCCAUCGCGAUGCUUAAAUAUCUCGAAUUCAUCUCAGUGUUCUGCUCAUCAGAGCUGAAUAAAAUAGCUAAACAAUUUGCCAGUUAGGAAUGUUUUCUGAAUGAUAAGAACCUUCGGAAACUAAAUGUAGUGUAUAUGUUGUGGUCCUCUAUCUCAUUAUCUUAAAGAUACUGUAGUAGUCUUUAAGAUGUAUUAAUAUGAAAAGUGGAAAAUUAUUACAUACUUGGAUAUCAGUAGAAUUUCUGCAGAAAUGUCUAUAUACUUUAUGAGCUUUGCUAUAUUUCAUAAUUGAACAAAGCAUCAUCAUAGGUGUGUUAACACAUUUAUAGAAUCUUGGAAAUAACAGGACUGAGGGGUUAGGAUCAAAGCCUGGGCUUAGAAAUCAGGUAGGUUUGGCGGGAAAUCUCUUUGUGUGCUGGCUGUAGGACCUCAGGCAGACGUGCCUCUGAGCCUUUGUUCGUUUAUCCAUAUGUUAAUUGUAUUAUUUACCUUAUGGGUAUUGUAAUGAUAAAGCCAGUGAAUAUAUUGAGGAAUACUUGGAAUAUAAUACAUGCUAAAUAAAUGGCUGUUGCUUUUAUCCCUGAGGCUAUUCCUUCUAUUUCUAAUUUUGAACAUCCACUUCUAUUACUGUGAGACACAUGGCCCCUUAUGUCGCAGCCCGGGGCUAUGUUAUCUGCGUUCCUCUAGUGCCACGAGCUAUGUUAUACGUUAUAGACCUCAUAUUGGCUGCUUACUGUAAAGGAUACCAGAGAAGGCAAUAAGAUUAACAUGUGUGUUUUUGCCACUCCCUGCUCUGGCUGCCACCACUUAGAAUGGCUAACAGCUGCUUAAAUGUAUGUCCAGGGUUUCCAGUGAGAUCACAAAUUUCUCAAAAACAGGAACAUUAUCUUAAAAAAAAUUUAUUUGAGAGAGAGGGAGAGCCGUGUAGGGGUGGUGGGGAGGGGAGAGGGAGAGAGAGAAUCCUAAGCAGGCUCCACACCCAGAGCGGAGCCCCACGCGGGGCCUGAUCUCAUGAUCAUGACCUGAGCCAAAAUCAAGAGUCAGAUGCUUAACCAACUCUGCCACCCAGGUGCCCCCAUUUUAUACUUUGAUAAUAUAAUUCGCAAUACCCAGAAAGUUGUUGGGUGUAGGCUCAGCUAUUCAAUGAGAGAAUAUCUUUGAAAAUCCUAAAUCUAGGAUGUACCAUAUCGACAAGUAGAAACAGCUACGGUUGUGGAGAGCAGGAGAGGUAAGUUGAUCCAGCUGAUCUCUCACUAUCCCUCCAACCCUGGGGCUCUCCCAGCCUUCGUAAACAUGUUAAAUGAAAGGCAAAACGCAAAACAAGAGAAGCAUCAAACCUCAAAUAAAAUGUCUUGUGGGAUGGCCAUUUUUCAAUAUGGUACUUAUUUUUGAAGUCAUGUAUUUAUAUGUGAAUUGUGUCUAAACUCAUACAGGCCCAGGCCGUGAUCUCGAUGUUUAUAACUCAAUCUGUAGGAGUGAUUGCUUUUGCCAAAAUACUCCUGCUAGCUGCUGCUAAUGUUAUAACUGGUUUUGUGAUUUCCUGUAAUCUCUUUUGCCAUAUUAUAGCUUAAGGUUAAUGCAACACAAACAGCAUUAUUUAAGCUUGUGUCUUAGGGGCAUGAAGUUCUAAUUUUGGGUGAAAAUGACCAAAUAUAUUGCUUUCUCAGCUUUAUUGCUUUUUGCUAGUUCUCAUUUUUCCCCACCCCAAGUUAUUGAACAUUCUAUAAAACUUAAAACUACUUGUUUCUAAAUAUAUACUCUCCACUCUUUAUUAUCUGAGAAAAAUGGAGGGGAGAGCUUUUCUCAGGUUAUAAAGAAAAAGGGGACAAUCCACUUGGGGUUUCUGAUAUAGCUAUAGCAGCACCUAGGCCUUUGGGAUGAAGGUCAUCCUGUGAGAAGCCAGGAGAAAGAAAAAAGUGAUUUCUCUUAUCCUUGUGGAGGGGAAGGAUGGACUUGGGUUCUUUUUUCCAGCCACUUUCAGUUUCUGUUCCUUAUUUUCUUUUCACUAGCAGGCGUUCAUGAAGAUGUGGGGAAGACAAGAGAUACCUUGAUUGUUAAACACGGAGGUAUAGAACAACAGAUACAGUCAGGGGGAGGGGCCUUUGGUGGAAUGUUGAAGAUUUUUUUUUUUUAAUGGGCAGAAGGCCACACCUUUGUUGAAGUAUUAUAGUAAAUAUGGUCCAACAGUGGCUUUCUUUCCCCCUACUGCCAGCAGCAGCAGCCUUCCCAUCAGCAAAUUGAGCAGAACACUAAUGUGGAAAGCAGGCAUAAAAUAAAGCCUCCCUUCAGGAAAGCAAGGUGGGACCACAGAGUUCGCUUUGCCAGCUAGCCUGUCCCUACCCCACAUCCUCCAUGUCUGCACUGGAAGCAUCCCAGCCUGCAGCAGCUUGGAAACCCUGCUCUUACUACUCUUGUCUCCACUGCACUUAGCUUUGUUUUGCUUGCUGAUACUUUUGAGACUAUGUUAAAGCUUUGGAUCUUAUUCCAAGAAAAGUGCACAUCCGCAAAGCACCUGGGUGGCCCAGUUGGUUAAGCGUCCGACUCUUGAUUUCGGCUCAGGGUCAUGAGGUCGAGCCCUACAUCAGGCUCCACAGU